Diospyros lotus (date-plum) is the source of this 2125-nucleotide messenger RNA. RefSeq names its product pre-mRNA-processing factor 19 homolog 1-like. Lineage: Eukaryota; Viridiplantae; Streptophyta; Magnoliopsida; Ericales; Ebenaceae. Gene Ontology annotation, molecular function: ubiquitin protein ligase activity; protein binding. Gene Ontology annotation, cellular component: cytoplasm; Prp19 complex; U2-type catalytic step 1 spliceosome. Gene Ontology annotation, biological process: mRNA splicing, via spliceosome; DNA repair; protein ubiquitination. The transcript has 18 exons. The record is from RefSeq and is a predicted model, not a curated record. The coding region runs from base 156 to 1730 and encodes 524 amino acids.
GUUCACCACCACCGUCCCAUUCAUAUGCUGAUCCGUUUCCGCCAGUAACUCCUCUUCAAUCUUCUGUCCUCUCCACACUCUCGCGAUUGCCAGUUCUGCUUCUGAGCUGCGGCGGAGCACAGAAGAGCUCAGAAGAAACCCUAGCGCCCAGUACCAUGAACUGUUCAAUUUCCGGUGAGGUGCCGGAGGAACCGGUGGUUUCUAAGAAGUCCGGGCUGCUUUACGAGAAACGAUUGAUCGAGAGACACAUAUCCGAUUAUGGAAAAUGUCCUAUUACUGGGGAGCCUCUGUCCAUGGAUGACAUUGUACCAGUCAAAACUGGCAAGAUAGUGAAGCCAAGGCCAGUACAAGCUGCAAGCAUUCCUGGGAUGCUUGGGAUGUUCCAGAUUGAGUGGGAUGGCCUGAUGCUAUCCAAUUUUGCGCUGGAGCAACAACUACAUACAGCAAGGCAAGAGCUAAGUCAUGCAUUGUACCAGCAUGAUGCAGCUUGUCGUGUGAUUGCAAGACUAAAGAAGGAAAGGGAUGAAGCGAGGUCAUUAUUGGCUCAGGCAGAAAGACAAAUACCCAUGUCAGCACCAACAGUGGCAACAGUUACUGCUUCCACUUUGAGCAACGGGAAAAGAGGUCCUGCAGAUGAGGACAUGGGCCCUGAUGGAAAGAAAAUCUGCCCUGGAAUCUCUUCUAGCAUCAUUGCAGAGCUCACCGAUUGCAAUGCUGCACUUUCACAGCAGCGCAAAAGGCGGCAGAUCCCUCCAACAUUGGCUCCCGUUGAUUCAGUGGAGAGGUAUACCCAACUCUCUAGUUACCCAUUGCACAAAACCAGCAAGCCUGGCAUUUUAGCUAUGGAUAUCCUGUAUUCAAAGGAUAUUUUGGCCACAGGUGGGGCUGAUACAAAUGCUGUUCUCUUUGAUCGAUCAUCAGGAGAGAUCUUGUCUACACUUAGUGGUCAUUCAAAGAAGGUGACUAGUGUUAAAUUUGUAGCACAGGGCGAUAUGGUUGUUACUGGUUCUGCAGAUAAAACUGUUUGUUUGUGGCAAGGGUCUGAAAAUGGGAAUUAUGAUUGUCGGCAUGUAUUGAAGGAUCAUACUGCAGAGGUACAAGCAGUUACCGUCCAUGCCACCAAUAAUUACUUUGUCACAGCUUCUCUGGAUAAUACGUGGUGCUUUUAUGAUCUUUCUUCUGGUCUAUGCCUCACACAGGUAGAAGAUGCUUCAGGAUCUGGGGGUUAUACAUCUGCAGCUUUCCAUCCAGAUGGUCUCAUUCUGGGAACAGGCACCUCAGAGGCACUUGUUAAAAUUUGGGACGUAAAAAGUCAGGCUAACGUUGCAAGAUUUGAUGGUCACGUUGGGGCAGUAACUGCUGUAUCUUUCUCAGAAAAUGGUUAUUUCCUAGCGACUGCAGCACAUGAUGGAGUUAAGUUGUGGGAUCUCCGCAAGCUUAAGAACUUCCGGACAUUUGCACCUUAUGAUGAAAAUACUCCAACACAGUCUGUGGAAUUUGACCACAGUGGAAGUUACCUUUCUAUUGCUGGGUCAGAUAUAAGGGUAUAUCAAGUGGCCAAUGUCAAGUCCGAGUGGAAUUGCAUCAAAACCUUCCCUGAUUUGUCUGGCACAGGUAAAGCAACAUGCGUAAAAUUCGGCCCAGAUGCCAAGUACCUAGCAGUGGGAUCAAUGGACAGAAACCUCCGUAUAUUUGGCUUGCCAGGGGAUGAUGGCCCGUCGGAAUCUUGAAUCUAAACAAAUGAGAAGUAGUAGCUAUUAUUUUUGUAUCAGUUGUCUUCAAAAGAGAACCAUAGCAGUUUCAUAGUAUUAUUUGCUUGUUUCCUUCCUUGCAAAUUGCAUUAGGAUUUUGCUGUAGAGUGGCCAAACCUGAUCGGACUCUGUAUCUAGAUAAUUGCAAUUCUCUCUGAUAGAUAUAGAGGAGUCUAUUUUAUAUUCCUGGCAAGGUCCAAGAACAUGUACUUUGACAUCAAAGUCUCGUGACAUGAAGAAGCAGGUUAGACAUUUGCUUGAAUUGUAUUGAGAACCCUGCCUUCUCCUGCAGACAAUUUUAUCUGCAUUUGUUGGUUAUGCUUUGUGUCACUACUACUACUAUAAUUUUAAUGGAAAAUUUUAUGGUACCUAAA